GGUGAUAUUUUCAGGUUGCACAAAACCGUGGAGACAGUAACAUUUCACAGAUAAGCAUCACAUUGGUAGCCGGAUAAAACAUGUCAACGAGACAGGUGACCUGCAGGUAUUUUCUGCACGGGGUCUGUCGGGAGGGCAGCAGGUGCAUGUUCUCUCACGAUCUGGCCUCGAGCAAACCCUCAACCAUCUGUAAAUACUACCAGAGAGGAGUGUGUGCGUAUGGAGACAGAUGCAGAUAUGAUCACGUCAGGCCUGUCAGCCGCGGCCCAUCGGCGGAGCAGCCCAUCAGAAGCAGCAGCAGCAGCGCAGGAGCGUCGGCCCCGGGACCCGGACCCCCGUCAAACACAAGCAAACAUGCCAAAAAACCUCUGGUGCUGAGAGACAAAGCGCUGAGCUCUGACAGCAGAGCGGGGCCCGGUGUGAGGGACUGCUGGCACGACGGCGCUCACGGCAAACCUCACUCUUACCUGGAUGCCAUCCGCUCCGGCCUGGAGAGUUCGGCCGACCCGUGUCCCGACCGGGGCCAGCAGCCGCAGCUCUGCCCGUACAUGGCGGCGGGACCGUGUCACUACGGCGACAGCUGCCCCUAUCUCCACGGCGAUCUGUGUGAAAUCUGUCGGCUGCAGGUUUUGCAUCCGCACGACCCUGAACAAAGAGCAGCGCAUGAGAAGAUGUGCAUGACGGCCUUCGAGCUGGACAUGGAGAGAGCGUUUGCAGUGCAGCAGAGUCAGGACAAGCAGUGUAAGAUCUGUCUGGAUGUGGUGUAUGAGAAGACGUCUCCGUCGGAGCGGCGCUUCGGCAUCCUCUCCAGCUGCUGCCACUCGUACUGCCUGAGCUGCAUCCGGCAGUGGCGCUGCGCCGAGCAGUUCCAGAACCAGAUCCGCAAGUCCUGUCCCGAGUGCCGCGUGGUGUCGGAGUUCGUCAUACCCAGCGUGUACUGGGUGGAAGACCAGGAGGAGAAGAAUUUUAAGAAGCCCUGUAAAUACUUCGACCAGGGCAGAGGAACGUGUCCGUUUGGAGGGAAGUGUUUCUACAUGCAUGCGUACGCUGACGGGACACGAGCAGAACCAGACAAACCCCGCAAACAGCUGAGCGCAGAGGGGAACGUGCGGGUAGCUUCACACGAGCAAGAGUACUAA
Sinocyclocheilus grahami is the source of this 1139-nucleotide messenger RNA. It is a transcript of the gene mkrn2, whose product is annotated as makorin, ring finger protein, 2. The record is from RefSeq and is a predicted model, not a curated record. The transcript is spliced from 8 exons. Gene Ontology annotation, molecular function: ubiquitin protein ligase activity; metal ion binding. Gene Ontology annotation, biological process: protein polyubiquitination. Lineage: Eukaryota; Metazoa; Chordata; Actinopteri; Cypriniformes; Cyprinidae. Bases 81 to 1139 code for a protein of 352 amino acids.